This is a messenger RNA of Episyrphus balteatus (marmalade hoverfly), 3877 nucleotides long. RefSeq names its product tyrosine-protein kinase Shark (gene Shark). The record is from RefSeq and is a predicted model, not a curated record. Gene Ontology annotation, cellular component: extrinsic component of cytoplasmic side of plasma membrane. Bases 273 to 3308 code for a protein of 1011 amino acids. Gene Ontology annotation, molecular function: signaling receptor binding; ATP binding; non-membrane spanning protein tyrosine kinase activity. Gene Ontology annotation, biological process: cell surface receptor protein tyrosine kinase signaling pathway; cell differentiation; protein phosphorylation. The transcript is spliced from 8 exons. NCBI's taxonomy places the organism in Eukaryota, Metazoa, Arthropoda, Insecta, Diptera, Syrphidae.
CUCUUGAUUGUUGACAGUUUUUAUGUGUGUAAAUUAUUGUAAUCGUGCACUUAAAUAAAAUAUUUUCUUUAAAUUAUUUUACAACAAAAACCCCUACAUCUUAUUUAUUAUUCCUUUGUGUUGUGUUGAAUUGAUUCCCUGAAAAUUGUACUAUUAUUUGUUUAUUGUGAAAUAUUUCAAAACAAAAGAAAAAAAACUUGUAUUUGUUGUCUGAAACGUAUUUGUUUAAAAUUAAAUUAUUAAACCAAAUGCUAUAAGUUAUUUUAAUUGACAUGAGUAGUAGAGACGAAAAUUUAUUCUGGUUCCAUGGAAAAAUUACAAGAGAACGAGCUGAAGAAAUCUUAAAAGAAGAAAAUCGAGAAGAUGGAUCAUUUCUAGUUCGUGAAAGUAACACGGCUCUCGGAGAUUUUGUUUUAUCAGUUUUGUUUAAUAACGAUGUCUGUCAUUAUCAAAUUCGUCGACAUGGAGAAGAUGCCUUCUUUUCUAUUGAUGAUAAAAUUAAAAUAAUGCAUGGUUUAGACUCACUUGUCGACUAUUAUAGAGAAGCUGCCAAUGGUUUGGUAACUAAACUCACUCAAUUGGUUAAAAAAGAUUUACCGCCAAAUGAUUCGAGAAGUCAUGGAACUACUAAUUUGUUGCAUCGUGCAACAAAAGAAACAAAUCAGACAGUUGUGUCGGAAUUGUUAAAAUGUGGCUAUAGAAAUGUUGAUGCUAAGAAUCAGGAUGGUCAGACGGCAGUUCAUUUGGCUGCUCUGCAUAGUAGCGAGGAGAUUUUGAAAUUGUUGCUAAAUGCAAAUGUUAAUGUUAAUUGUAUGGAUAGUAAUGGAAAUACUCCUUUGCAUUAUGCCUGUCGUACAAAAUCAGCAUCCUUCGUACGAACAUUAAUUGCAGCCAAGGCGAACAUUCAAGUGCGCAAUAUUACAACGGGAUAUGUUCCCCUUCAUGAUGCAGCAGCCAAUGGCAACUUGGAGGCUGUAAAAGAAUUAAUAGCCGCACAUGCACCUCAUUUGCCUCGCACAGAAUCUGGCGAAUUUCCCAUAGAUUUAGCAAAAGAAAUGAACCGAACUGAAGUUGUUGAAUUUUUAUCCAACUAUAAACCACCAGCAGCAUCCACAUUCAAGCAUCAGUGGUAUCAUGGGACUUUAGAACGACAAGAGGCCAUAAAGGUUUUAAUGGAUUAUGCUGCAAAUUUUGAUUCUCCCAAUGACAAUGACAAAAAAUACCCAGACGAACCAUCCUCAAGUGCUGGUGGUAAUGAAUUAAAUGCUGGUGUAAGCUCAGAAGUUUUACCCGCAAAAGACAAAUCGGGAAUAUUUUUAAUUCGAAGUUCAACUCGGCAUGGAUAUGUAUUGACAAUGUUGUGCCAAAAUAACACACCCAAAAACUUUCUUAUAAAACAAUCGCAAAACUUCUUGUAUAUUGAUGAAGGACCAUACUUGCCUUCAUUAGAGCAUUUGGUUGAACACUUUAGUUUAUUCUCUGAUGGAUUACCCAUAAAUCUAAAACAGCCUGUGCCACCUAAACCCAAACCCCCGCUUCCGCUUUUCUCCACAAUGCCGAAAGCCAUGUCAAAGAAAAACAUAAUGCAACAACAACUAUCACUUUGUACGCCAAACGUUAGCCAUCCCGGAGAUGAUGCCAUGAAUCGUGUUGGACUUUUUGAAAAUGAUGAUUGUAUUAUGUUGGGUGCUAGUCCAAAAAAGCCCAAAGAAAAGCGAGACAUGUUAAUAUUCAGAAGUCUUAAACCCGCCAAGAGAAAUGUCAUUAUCGAUGGAAUGAAAAGUUUGCGCAAAGUCAAAAUUCGUUCACCAUCGAAAGUUGAUCAAGAAAAAUUGGACAUGGAAGCAAAGAAGAAAAAUAAUGUUGCAGAUGAUUUACAAAAAGCUGGAGCUAUAAUAAACAAUUUGUCCUUUUCUACUGACUUUCUACAUCCACCCAAUGCAGCACCUGCUGCACCAGCAACACCUAACGAUUCUCUCUAUAAUGUACCACAAAAUAAUUCGGUUGUGCCAAACAUAGAACCAAAUGGACAUCAGGAUGUCCAUGAAACUCCAUUAGCAAAUGUCGAUUCGAAGACUGAAGAAGAGGUGGAGUAUUUCACAAAGAACGAUGUACUCAUCGAUCGGGAACGUGGAGAGGAGGAAAGUGAUUAUUUUGUUGAUGCUCCUCCGCCAAUAAAUAUGAAAACUUUCCCAUUGAAUUCCGAUGGAUAUAUACCAACUGAAGACAUUCGAAAAUUCAUAGAUAUGCCAUCGUCUGAAGAAACUACAAAACUUCUCGAAGAAUCAGCUGCUGAGUUGCGUGAAUUUUCCAAACACCCAGAAAGAUUAGACUCGGUUAUGUCGACAGCGAGUAAUGAUAGUGAAUUCCACAAUUUCCUCAAUCGUCAAAUAAGUUCAGUAUCGGCAUUGUCGGAAAAUAGCCGAGCUAAAUUGAAUUAUUUCAUACCAAAAGACUGUUUAGAGCUCGAACAUAUAAUUGGCGAAGGCGAAUUCGGUUCUGUUUAUAAAGGCUUUUUAAUCCGCAAAGAUCCGAAUUCUAAAACAGAUGUUCGCUGUCCGAUUGCAAUAAAAACACUACGUGAUGAACACUGUCGAAGUAAUAAACAAGAAUUUUUACGUGAAGCAUCUGUAAUGAUAAGACUCAAACAUCAUUGUAUUGUUCAAUUAAUUGGAAUAUCUAAAGGAAAGAGCUUAAUGAUGGUGCAAGAGAUGGUGCCAUUGGGGUCAAUGUUGCAUUUUAUUAUUGAAAAUUCUACAAAGAUUAAUCCCAAUUGUGAACUGAAAAUAUGGGCAUCCCAGAUUGCUUGCGGAAUGAAUUAUUUAGAAUCGCAACACUUUGUCCAUAGAGAUUUGGCUGCUAGAAACAUAUUGCUUGCAUCAAGAAAUCAAGCUAAAAUAAGCGAUUUUGGACUUUCACGAGCAAUGGGUACAGAUAAAGAUUGCUAUCAGGCAACUCAAGGUGGAAAAUGGCCAAUUAAAUGGUACGCACCAGAAAGCUAUAAUAACGGUUAUUUUUCACAUGCUAGUGAUGUUUGGUCGUUCGGUGUAACAUUGUGGGAAAUGUUUUCUUUGGGAGAACCACCAUACGGUGAUAUAAGGGGAGUCGAUGCAAUUGAAUUAAUAGAAAGUGGUCAGCGCUUACAAAAGCCACUUAAAUGUCCAGAUAAUGUUUAUAAAAUAAUGGAAAAUUGUUGGAAUUAUAAGCCCAAGGAUCGUCCAACAUUUCGCUAUUUAACUGAUUUCUUUGCCAAUGAUCCUGAUUAUCAGAAUCUUGUCGAAUUGAUUAAAUCAACGCACAUUAGUUAAGAUAAAUGUUUUUUUUUUAUGAUAAUUAUAUUUUUUUGUUUGUUUUGUUUUUAUAUGCCAUGGUGGUAUUAUGCUCUCGUGUCUAUAUUUGUGUAUCGAGUUUUAGAGACAUGCAUUUUUUAAACUGCACAUAAAAGUGCCAAAUUUUUUAUAAAAAAAUAUACUAUUUAUAAAAUAAGUGUUUUAAUUUUUGUUUGUGUGUGUUAUUUCAAUUUUAUUAAAUGAUCAUUCUCAUUCCGCAAUUGUAUUUUGAGCAUUUUUAGAUAUUUUAAUUUAUUUUUGCAAUCAAAUUUGGUGCUAGACCGAUUUAUAUAACAAAAAAUAAAAAAAAUUACAUUUGAUAUUUUAGCACUGGCUGUUGAGAAUAGAAAAAAAAACACAAAAUUGGAUAUUUAUAUGCAUAUUUAAGAUAGCACUUGAUUAAUUUGUAAUUUUUGUAUACAUAUUUAAUUUAUAUGCCAUUUUUUUACAAAUCGAAAAAGUGCCUUAUUGAUAUUUACAAAAUUUUGUAUGUUUUUUUUAUACUAACAAGACGCACAAAACAAAGCCAUUUCUAUUUAAUACGGAUG